Molecule: messenger RNA, 2058 nt
Organism: Pongo pygmaeus (Bornean orangutan)
Lineage: Eukaryota; Metazoa; Chordata; Mammalia; Primates; Hominidae
Gene: SNRNP70
Product: small nuclear ribonucleoprotein U1 subunit 70
Exons: 10
Coding region: 589-1902 (437 amino acids)
Biological process (GO): mRNA splicing, via spliceosome
Cellular component (GO): precatalytic spliceosome; U2-type prespliceosome; U1 snRNP
Molecular function (GO): U1 snRNA binding; mRNA binding
Source: RefSeq, a predicted model, not a curated record
GACGCCAGCUCCCCGCGGCUGAGGUACUCAAGGUGCCCGAAGGCGGGGUAGUGACCUCGCGCGUGCGCUGUGCCCGCGGCAGCGCCGGGUCCUAGUGUGUGGGUUGUUCUUGGUCUCGCGCGGCGCGUGCGCAGUGCGGACGGCGGAGGGAUUUGCGGCCGGGACCCACCCCCUGCUCCAGUCGCUAUCCGAGGCCGCGCGGGUGGGUGAGCAGCGGCCUGGUGCGCUCGCUUAGCGGGCGACGGAAUCAGACGGACGCGGACGCCCCCGGAGUGGAAACCGAAGCAGGAGUUGUUGUUGCUGAGGGGCCGCAGCAGCCGCCGCGAGCCUCCAGACAGACGCCAGAGCGAGGAGGGCGCUGCGCGGCGAGUGAGUGUGACUGAGUGGCCCGACGGGGUGCGGGGCCGCUACCCAGAAGCCCCAGCGGUGGGCCCGGUCCUCUUCCCCGCGGCCAGGCCCCUUUCCCGCGUCCCCGCCACAGGUCCCUUCUGCAUCUCUUUCCCGGACCCCGAGAUCUCUGGGCACCCACGCCCGCUUCCCACAGCGCCCUCGCGGUUCCCUACCCACAGGCACUUGCGACUUGGCAAGAUGACCCAGUUCCUGCCGCCCAACCUUCUGGCCCUCUUUGCCCCCCGUGACCCUAUUCCAUACCUGCCACCCCUGGAGAAACUGCCACAUGAAAAACACCACAAUCAACCUUAUUGUGGCAUUGCGCCGUACAUUCGAGAGUUUGAGGACCCUCGAGAUGCCCCUCCUCCAACUCGUGCAGAAACCCGAGAGGAGCGCAUGGAGAGGAAAAGACGGGAAAAGAUUGAGCGGCGACAGCAAGAAGUGGAGACAGAGCUUAAAAUGUGGGACCCUCACAAUGAUCCCAAUGCUCAGGGGGAUGCCUUCAAGACUCUCUUCGUGGCGAGAGUGAACUAUGACACAACAGAAUCCAAGCUCCGAAGAGAGUUUGAGGUGUACGGACCUAUCAAAAGAAUACACAUGGUCUACAGUAAGCGGUCAGGAAAGCCCCGUGGCUAUGCCUUCAUCGAGUAUGAACACGAGCGAGACAUGCACUCCGCUUACAAACACGCAGAUGGCAAGAAGAUUGAUGGCAGGAGGGUCCUUGUGGAUGUGGAGAGGGGCCGAACCGUGAAAGGCUGGAGGCCCCGGCGGCUAGGAGGAGGCCUCGGUGGUACCAGAAGAGGAGGAGCUGAUGUGAACAUCCGGCAUUCAGGCCGCGAUGACACCUCCCGCUACGAUGAGAGGCCCGGUCCCUCCCCGCUUCCGCACAGGGACCGGGACCGGGACCGUGAGCGGGAGCGCAGAGAGCGAAGCCGGGAGCGAGACAAGGAACGAGAACGGCGACGCUCCCGCUCUCGGGACCGGCGGAGGCGCUCACGGAGUCGCGACAAGGAGGAGCGGAGGCGCUCCAGGGAGCGGAGCAAGGACAAGGACCGGGACCGGAAGCGGCGAAGCAGCCGGAGUCGGGAGCGGGCCCGGCGGGAGCGGGAGCGCAAGGAGGAGCUGCGUGGCGGCGGUGGCGACAUGGCAGAGCCCUCCGAGGCGGGUGAUGCGCCCCCUGAUGAUGGGCCUCCAGGGGAGCUCGGGCCUGACGGCCCUGACGGUCCAGAGGAAAAGGGCCGGGAUCGUGACCGGGAGCGACGGCGGAGCCACCGGAGUGAGCGCGAGCGGCGCCGGGACCGGGAUCGUGACCGUGACCGUGACCGCGAGCACAAACGGGGGGAGCGGGGCAGUGAGCGGGGCAGGGAUGAGGCCCGAGGUGGGGGCGGUGGCCAGGACAACGGGCUGGAGGGUCUGGGCAACGACAGCCGAGACAUGUACAUGGAGUCUGAGGGCGGCGACGGCUACCUGGCUCCGGAGAAUGGGUAUUUGAUGGAGGCUGCGCCGGAGUGAAGAGGUCCUCUCCAUCUGCUGUGUUUGGACACGUUCCUGCCCAGCCCCUUGCUGUCAUCCCCUCCCCCAACCUUGGCCACCUGAGUUUGUCCUCCAAGGGUAGGUGUCUCAUUUGUUCUGGCCCCUUGGAUUUAAAAAUAAAAUUAAUUUCCUGUU